This is a messenger RNA of Apus apus (common swift), 2140 nucleotides long. It is a transcript of the gene LSAMP, whose product is annotated as limbic system associated membrane protein. Lineage: Eukaryota; Metazoa; Chordata; Aves; Apodiformes; Apodidae. Gene Ontology annotation, cellular component: neuron projection. The record is from RefSeq and is a predicted model, not a curated record. Bases 493 to 1545 code for a protein of 350 amino acids. The transcript is spliced from 8 exons.
AAGUGGGUUAGGAAGGGAGCUCGGGGCUGGGAGGCUGCACAGCCGCGCACUGGAGCAGGACCAUCCACUCGCUCAGCCCGGCGGCACAGGACUCGUCUUUUCCUUUUCCUUUUUUUCCACCUCUCUCCGUAACUCCAAACGGGUCGAUUUAAUUGUUAUUAUUUUUUAAUUAUCUUCUUACCUGACUUUUUCCUCUUGCUUUUUUUUUUUUUUUUUUUUAAUUGAAGCUUGUGCUAGGACUUUUUUUUUUUCUUCUUUUUUGAAAGCCUUAUAUCAAGAAAAGGGGGGAAAAGAAGCCAUCAAGAGACUGAAAAGAGCAAGAGAAAGUGGCAGCUAAGAAGGACUGUGAAAUCACCUCCCCUUUCGGGGGCUGUCGAUCAUAGCAAGAGUUGUACAUUAUCACUACUAUUUUUCUUUCUCCAUCCAUCUAUCCACAUAGACACGCAGAGGGAGCGAGCCAAGUACAGACAGUGAAACUCGACGAGACCAGCCAUGGUAGCAAGGGCUCAGCCUGAUCGGAAACAAUUACCGCUGGUCCUACUGAGAUUGCUUUGCCUUCUCCCUACAGGGCUGCCAGUCCGCAGCGUGGAUUUUACCCGAGGUACCGAUAACAUCACCGUGAGGCAGGGGGACACAGCCAUCCUCAGGUGUUAUGUAGAAGACAGAAGCUCCAAGGUGGCCUGGUUAAACCGUUCUGGCAUAAUUUUUGCUGGAGAGGACAAGUGGUCCCUGGACCCUCGAGUAGAGCUGGAGAAGAGAAACCCCCUGGAAUACAGCCUGAGGAUCCAGAAAGUGGAUGUCUACGAUGAGGGUUCCUAUACAUGUUCAGUGCAGACGCAGCAUCAUCCCAAGACUUCCCAGGUUUACUUGAUUGUGCAAGUUCCACCAAAGAUCUCCAAUAUCUCCUCGGACAUCACCGUGAAUGAGGGUAGCAACGUGACCCUGGUUUGCAUGGCGAAUGGGCGUCCUGAGCCUGUCAUCACCUGGAGGCACCUCACCCCAACAGGGAGAGAGUUUGAAGGCGAGGAGGAGUAUCUGGAGAUCCUAGGGAUCACGCGAGAGCAAUCGGGCAAGUACGAAUGCAAAGCUGCCAAUGAGGUUGCUUCAGCAGAUGUCAAGCAAGUCCGAGUCACUGUGAACUACCCCCCCACCAUCACAGAGUCCAAGAGCAAUGAAGCGGCCACAGGACGACAAGCCUUACUCCGGUGCGAGGCGUCAGCAGUGCCCACGCCUGAUUUCGAGUGGUAUAGAGAUGAUACCAGGAUAAACAGCGCCAAUGGUCUGGAGAUAAAGAGCACGGGGAGCCAGUCUCUGCUGAUGGUGGCCAACGUCACUGAGGAACAUUACGGGAACUACACCUGCGUGGCUGCCAACAAGCUGGGAGUCACAAAUGCCAGCCUAUACCUUUACAAACGAGUUUUACCCACACUCCCCAAUCCUUUUCCAGGACCCGGCACGGGGAGAGUAGACAACGGCUCCAUGAGUUUGGCCGUCCCACUGUGGCUGCUGGCAGCGUCCCUGCUCUGCCUACUCAGCAAAUGUUAAUACAAAUCAGAAUUAAAAAUAAUUAAUAAUAAUAAUAAUAAUAAUAAUUAAAAAAACCAACACGACGACAACAACAACAACACACAAAACAAAACGCGUUAUACAGGAGACAGAGCGAAGAGAGGGGAGAGAGAAAACGGGGGGAGGAGAGAGAGAGAGAAAGAGAGAGAGAGGACUGUUUCUUUCACAAAUUUUGUGUGUACAGGAGUGAAGAGGGGGGAGAGGAAAAAUUACAGCAAAGACGACUCAGCACCAUUUAAUCUGAAACCUGACAAGCCGGCUGUCAAGUCACUCACUGUCUAGGAGGCAACACAAAGCGAGGGAGAGAAUGGGGCACCAGCAAGGAUCGUGUCGCCGGAGGAUGCUGCAAUGUAAACAGUCCAACAAAACCUGCAAAGCCAAUCGAACAGAAGAUCCUUUUUCUUUUCUCUCCUCCUUCCUCUUUUCCAUACUCACUAACCUUCCUUCCCUCCUCCUCUUUCUUUAUUUGCAGAAAGAGGUCUUUGCUUCGGUGUCUAUAGCCACUUAACUUUUUGGAUGCCCUGGGUCAUUUUUGUGAGUUGAUGCUCAGUCAGUUCAUAAUUUUGGAAACAAA